Magallana angulata is the source of this 2290-nucleotide messenger RNA. RefSeq lists its product as uncharacterized. The record is from RefSeq and is a predicted model, not a curated record. NCBI's taxonomy places the organism in Eukaryota, Metazoa, Mollusca, Bivalvia, Ostreida, Ostreidae. Bases 152 to 1831 code for a protein of 559 amino acids. Gene Ontology annotation, molecular function: protein binding; zinc ion binding. The transcript has 2 exons.
AAGGUAGUGAAGCUUGCGGAACGAGCUCUCCGGUUUUAAACUGACAUUUGUUUUAAGCAGGAAGAAAAUGGCAACGUGUAUCUAACGUAAAAGAUUCUUGUGAAGUUGGAUUGUUGAGAAUUGUGCUGAAAAUCCCUCGAGAUAUCUAGUCAUGGAUCCAAGACGUUGGGCCCAAGAUGUGCUACGGUGUCAAAUCUGUGAGAACCCAGGCCCGUCUAUGUACUGUGACAUUUGUCACAUGCAUCUGUGUACAAUCUGCGUGGGGAAACACCUCACAGACCUAUCAACAGAACAUAAAGUGGUGCCAUUUGCAAAUAGAGGAUUCCACCCUAUGUGUCCAAAACAUUCCUCUAAACAAUGUGAACUUCAUUGUGAACAAUGUGACAUUUCUGUAUGUGUACUGUGUGUUUCUUCUGAAGAGCAUCGAGGUCAUAAAUUUGUGGACAUGAUGAAAGAACUUGACAACAGAAAAAAAGUCUUGGAGAUAGAUUUACGAGAAUUAGAAAAAUCAAUCUAUCCUAAAUACUUAGAGAUUGCAUCUAACAUAUCUCUUCAGAAAGCUGAUUUGAAGGAAAACUCUGAGAAAUUGAAAACAGCUUUUAACAAGCAUGGAGAAGAUUGGCAUAGAGAAAUUGAUACCAUGAUUAAGAAACUAAAAUCUGAUCUUGAUAAAAUGGACUCCAAACAACUGUCUGUCUUAGCAAAACAUGAAGAUGAAAUCACACGCACCAUUUCUGAAAUCAAGCAAAGCAUUGCUAACCUGAAGACGUUACUGGACUCCAGUGAUGUCAGCCGUGUCUCUGAUUACAAAUCUAGGAAUACUGAAUUCAAAAGAUUGCCUCCUAAACUCACAUUUUCCCUACCGAAUUUUACCCCUCAGAAUAUCAACAAAGAACAGAUUUAUCAACAGUUUGGUUCUUUAUCAGCGUUAUCUAUCGAAACAGAAGAUGAUUCUACUAUGGAUUCUCAAGGUGCAGGAUUCUAUCUCCUGGAAAAACCGCUCAUUGAUGAACCACAGAUUCUCACAGAAAUAAAAACAAAAUAUGGAUUUUUUAAUCAGAUGCGUUGUGUGUCAUGUAUGGGCGAUGACGUCUUAUGGAUUUGUGGUAGUGAUAAAAUCAUAAGACUCUACAACAUACGGGGGGAACUAUUAAAGACUAUCACAACCAAGUCUGGAAACAAACCAGAGGACAUAACAGUGACAGGAAAAGAUGACCUAGUCUAUACUGAUAAGAAAGAGAGGACUAUAUAUCAAAUAGAAAAACACACAGAGAUACAGACAGCGAUCAGCUUAAGGGGAUGGAAACCUCUCGGUAUCUGUAGUACCUUCUCUGGUGACCUCUUGGUCAUUAUGGACAGCGAUGAUAAACAAUCAAAAGUUGUGCGUUACUCUGACUUCACAGAGAAACAAAGUAUUCAGUUCGAUAAUAAAGGACAGCCUCUCUAUUCGUGUGGUGGCACUAAAUAUAUCGGUGAGAAUAGGAACCUAGAUAUAUGUGUGUCAGACUAUGGAGCAGGCGCAGUAGUGGUGGUAAAUCAUGCUGGGAAAUUCCGAUUUACCUACACUGGUCCACCGCUCACUUACAAAAAAUCAUUUGAUCGGCCAUGCGGCAUUACUACAGACAGUCAGAGUCGCAUCCUGACAGCAGAUUGGUACAACAACUGCAUCCACAUCCUGGAUCAGGACGGAAGGUUUCUCCGCUACAUUGACAACUGUCAUUUACAUAAUCCAUGCUACUUAUGUGUUGACAGUAAGGGCAACCUCUUUGUUGCACAGUCCUUCGAGGGUACUGUAAAAAGAAUCCAAUAUCACAAUCUUAUGCAAAAAUAACGUUUCCAUAAAAGUAAAUUGUCAACAAUCUUGGCACAGGUACGACGUUAUGUACAUUUUUAAAUUUUGUUAUUUUAUCAAAGUAUGCUAGUAAUGGAAUAACACGUACUAUGUUGUAAAAACUGGUGAAUCAUGUAGAAAACAGAUAAAUAGCUUUACAAUCAUGAGUGUUACUAUUCCCUCACUUAAGGUGGCAGGGGCAAAUUCGCACGAAACUUUGAAAAAAAGGAGACUAUGGGAUUUUGCUGGUUAUCUGGGGAAUAUAAAUUGCUAGAAUAUUCAUUGCAUUCAUUUUUAUUAGGUUAGUUAGAGGAGCUCAUGUCCAUUUUAUUGAUAUAUGACAUUCUAGUACUGGAUAAUUUAAUUGAAUUGAAAUUUCAUAUCACAAGUGCAUGGCUUCUCGAGAAAAUUACCAGAACAUAUGUCAUAUGUAAUGAAAUCCCUUAGUCAUGUGUCAGG